Molecule: messenger RNA, 489 nt
Organism: Labrus mixtus (cuckoo wrasse)
Lineage: Eukaryota; Metazoa; Chordata; Actinopteri; Labriformes; Labridae
Product: meiosis-specific protein MEI4-like
Exons: 2
Coding region: 1-489 (162 amino acids)
Biological process (GO): oogenesis; meiotic DNA double-strand break formation; homologous chromosome pairing at meiosis
Cellular component (GO): lateral element
Source: RefSeq, a predicted model, not a curated record
AUGACGAGUUUGGGCAUCAAUCUGAGCACAGCUAACCGCGACACCGAGGAGUGUCACCGAAUACGACGGGUCACCGUUUUCUAUGUAACACCUGAAGCUAAAAGUCCGUCUGAGAAGUUCCUGAGGGGAGAUGAAGUGAACGGGAGCCGAGUGAUGGAAAACCAACAGGACGACUCGAGAGGAGCUAGUCAGGCAGCAUGGAUUCUCCAGAAAGCCAGGGUGGCGCUGGCAGUGGCAAUAAUAAGGAACAGGCCCCCGGGUAUGAGUGGCAGAGAGCACGCUGAGGCUUUAGGCUGCAAGCUGAGGACUCGGGAUGAAAGCUGGAAGAAGAAAGCCCAGGAGCUGCAGCAGGAGGUGCUGAGUCUGCGUCAGGAAUCACUGAUCAACAGAGUGACGUCCAACACAAAGAGCUCCACCGAGGCAGCAGGUAGGACUCUGCUGUGCAUGUGUGCACAGAACCUGCUGAGGAGAAGGGUUCAGAUGUGUUAG